CAGCAUUAAAUCGGUCUGGAACGUAAUCUGAGGAUGUUGCUGUGGCCCGCAGAGUCAGCGCUAUAGAGCCCGUACAUCAACGCUCACGCCGGAUUCAGACCCUAACGGGCUUUCUGCUGCUGUUGCUUCAGAUGUCCAAAUACAAGCUCUUCCUUCUGAGGCAUGGAGAGGGCGCCUGGAACAAAGAGAACCGGUUCUGCAGUUGGGUGGACCAGAAGCUGAGCGUGGAUGGGGUGAAGGAGGCCCAGGACUGUGGCCGGCUCCUAAAGCAGCAGGGAUACCAGUUUGACAUAGUGUUCACCUCCAUACUCAGUCGUUCCAUCCAGACGGCGUGGCUGGUGCUGGAGGCUAUGGGCCAGGAGUGGCUCCCUGUUGUCAAGUCCUGGAGGCUUAAUGAACGCCACUAUGGAGCCCUGAUUGGACUCAACCGGGCUGAGAUGGCCUUACAACAUGGAGAAGACAAGGUGAAGUUAUGGAGAAGGAGUUACAACAUCACUCCGCCUCCCAUAGAUGAAUCCCACCCUUACUUUUUGGAAAUCUAUAAUGACCGCAGGUACACUACAUGUGAUGUGCCGAAGGAGAAGCUUCCCCGAGCUGAGAGCCUGAAGGAGGUUCUGGAUAGGCUCCUGCCAUACUGGAACAGCACUGUGGUCCCAGAGAUAAGGAAGGGCAAGACCGUGCUCAUUUCUGCUCAUGGAAACAGCUGCAGAGCUCUGCUGAAACACCUGGAGGGUGUGUCUGCUGAGGAUAUAGCUAAUGUGACUUUACCCACGGGGAUACCUGUGCUGCUGGAGCUGGACGAAAACCUCCAGCCUGUGAAACCUCGACAGCUGCUUGGGGACCAGGCUAAGAUUCAAGCUGCCAUUAAAAAGGUGGAAGACCAGGGAAAGGCUAAACCAUCAGCUUGAACACGUCAGAGGGACUAUAGACUCAGUACAUAACUUUUAUUGUUGCUGUGUUUGUAAGCUGCUUUAUUAUGUACGACGACGACAAAUUUCAUACAAAGACUUGACAGGAACUAGCUUUAGCAGGAUGUGUUGUGUUUUAGACGUAAGAUUUAUUGUAGUUUACUGCUUCGUGUGGCUGAGAUCAGACUGCCUCUAUGGUUGGAAAAUGUUCAGUUGUGUGUAAAUAUUGAUGAAACUUUUUUUUGUCAUAUUCCUAAAUGACUUACUCCUACUUCCUGCUUGAACAGUGGCUCUUAGGCCUAGUCCACACGUAGCCGGGUUUUUUAAAAAAUGAAUAUCCGCCCCUCCUGAAACUUGCGUCCACACCACCUCGUUUAAGAAAGAAACUGUCCACACGUACCCGGAUAAAUACGUUGUUAAGGACAUGCCAGACCUGUAGGUGGCAGUACUUCCCCCGUUCUUAACCUCGUCCUUCGUCUGGUCUUCCGCAAGGAGCAGUAAUUCCGCUUGCAAAAACAAACAAAAAGCGGUUGGACAAUUGAUAAAGCGAACGCAGCUCUGAGGGCAUCCAUGCUGUCGGCUAGUGUAAACACAGGUCGCACACGUGAUGUCAGCAUUUUUUUGUCGCGGAAAGUGACGUUGCAGAUCUUAAAACUCCGGUUUUGUCUGUCCACAUGCAGGCACCCAAAACGGAGAAAACACAGAUCUUCACUUUGGCCGGAGUUUUUAAAAAGAUCCGUUUUCGUGUGAAAAAACUCCGUUUUCAUGUGGAUGACAGGCCAAAACGUAGAAAAAUAUCUACGUUUUGGCAGAUCCCCGGCUACGUGUGGACAGGGCCUUAAUCUGCUUAUUUAUUGACUUGCUAAUCUGCUAAUUUGUCAUAAUUACGUUGAAAAAUAUGGAAGCUUCAUUUUUUUCUGAAGUAUGUUUUCCUGUUAGGUCAGUCAACCUAAAGUGAUCGUUUGGAUCUUGAUUUCUGUGGAAAUAUUAGGUCAUUUCUUACCUGCUGAAUGACCUCAGCUUGGGGAAACAGAGACUAAUUUUAACCGGAUGGAUGACUUUUAUAAGACCAGGUUUGGUUUAGUCUCUACCCUAGGCACUAAAAACAGAAACAUUUCACUUGAGUUGUACCUAGAGUCAGUCCUAAAUAGAAUUGCUAGUAGCUGAGAAGCUAUAGUACUGUUGUGUGUCACCAUGGCAACAUCAAACAUGCUUAUCACACCUGUAUACGCAAUCGUGUAAUACAGCAUUUACCGGAAGCCAGAUCGUUUUCGUGACAUUUUAGGAUUAGAGUUGUGUUAUGAUGUCAGUAAUUCAAAUUUUUGUCCUUUCCCCGCCAUGACUAGUAGUUGGCAUAUCAGUCUACUAAAACAAAUCUGUAUUUUUCAAAGCUGAGGUUGCUCAAAGAGCUAACUGAUGCAAAGCUUUCCUCAAAAAAACUAUUUCAAAGCUCUAUUAUUUAGGUAAUAUUUAGCUAGAUUUGAUGUCUUUAGUGUUAAUCAAACUAUUUAUUAGACAUUUUCGUCUCUGGUCUUUUAUUUAACCCGUCAACGAGUCUUACCUCAAAACGUCAAUAAUCUGAUUGUUUACUUCAAAAUGUGGACUACUAUGUGGAUUACUAAAUACAUGUGGAUUAAUAUACUAUUUAAUUCAUAUAAAUAUGCCCAACCACUGAUGGUGUGUGUGUGUGUAAAUGACACUUUUAUCUGGAGCAACCUGUUUUAUGCGGUGCAAUAAUUGUGAUGCAGAUUGAAGUUUAAACUUUUUGUGACUUUAAAGCAAGAAAUUUUGUGGAGAUUUGAAAAUAAACACAUUUAUAAUUAAAUGACUACCAAGAACAGUGAAUGUUUGAAACAGGAUAAACAUUAAAGUGGCCAAUACUAGCGUUUUUCAUAAUUUCCACACAUAGGUCAUGUUGGAUUUCUUCUUUUCUUUUUUGUCAUGCAAAUCAAAGACGUGGAAGGAAACAUUACUACUGUGAUCAUGUUUUAGUUUUUAUAGGUGACUGUGUGCUGCCUAGUAACCUGUGCGUUAUGUUAACUCUGUUUUUACCCUGAGUUGUGUUUUACUGUCACUGUUCUGUACACUGGUUGGUUUAGAGGAGACGUUACGGACGUAAGGAGAAGAAAGCACUGGUGUGAUGUUUUACCUACGUACUGUAUGUUGGGUAGUUGUGUGAUUAAACAAAAUAAAUUCUAAUUUAGAGUAAUAAUAA
This is a messenger RNA of Nothobranchius furzeri (turquoise killifish), 3123 nucleotides long. RefSeq names its product 2,3-bisphosphoglycerate mutase (gene bpgm). Gene Ontology annotation, molecular function: intramolecular phosphotransferase activity. The record is from RefSeq and is a predicted model, not a curated record. Lineage: Eukaryota; Metazoa; Chordata; Actinopteri; Cyprinodontiformes; Nothobranchiidae. Gene Ontology annotation, biological process: glycolytic process.